Messenger RNA from Didymodactylos carnosus, 240 nucleotides. The record is from the annotation of a GenBank genome assembly. Lineage: Eukaryota; Metazoa; Rotifera; Eurotatoria; Philodinida; Philodinidae.
AUGAAUGAUGAACGCUAUUUUAUUGAUAAAACAGCAUUGGACAAUAAAUAUCUUAUACUUAUUGACGAUAUUAGAAUAACCGGUAUGCACGAAAAAAAUCUUGUUGAUUUACUUACUAAAUCAACAAUUCGAAAUAGUCGAAUAUUUCUCUAUUAUGCUGAAUUAGUCAAUGAUAAUAUUCCGUCAUCAUUUGAACAUGAACUCAAUACGUGUUAUGUUAAAUCUUUAUCAAAUAUUUUG